GGCUUCCCGCUCGCUCUUGCCUCCUGCCUCCUGCCUCCUGCCUUGGCUCGUGCGCGCCUGCCUGCCGUGGAGACGGCUUUGGGCCUGAAGUCGGAGUCCGAGACCUGCGCCAUGCCGAGGGAAAGGAGGGAGAGAGAUGCGAAGGAACGGGACACCAUGAAAGAAGAAGGCGGCACCGAUUUCUCUGUUCGUUCCAGGAAAAGGAAGGCAAACGUGGCCGUGUUUUUGCAGGAUCCAGAUGAAGAAAUUGCCAAAAUUGACAGGACUGUAAGAGGCCAGUGUGGUAAGGAGCCUUGGGACAAUAGUACUGGCUGUGCAGACCCCUGCUCCUUAAUUCCCACACCUGACAAAGAAGCGGAUGAGCCAGUAUACCCGAAUUCUAAACACGAGCCUCGGCCUCGGUCGGCACCGCCCAGAGCCUCACCACUGCCUAUACUAAACUGGGCAAAUAGAGAGGAGGUUUGGAAAAUCAUGUUAAACAAGGAGAAGACAUACAUAACAGAUAAGCACUUUAUGCAGCGACACCCUCUUCUGCAGCCUAAAAUGCGAGCAAUUCUUCUGGAUUGGUUAAUGGAGGUUUGUGAAGUCUAUAAACUUCACAGGGAGACAUUUUACUUGGCACAGGAUUUCUUUGAUCGGUACAUGGCUACACAAGACAAUGUUGUAAAGACACUUUUACAGCUUAUUGGGAUUUCAUCUUUAUUUAUUGCUGCCAAACUUGAGGAAAUCUAUCCUCCAAAGUUGCACCAGUUUGCUUAUGUUACAGAUGGCGCUUGUUCAGGAGAAGAAAUUCUUACCAUGGAAUUAAUGAUUAUGAAGGCCCUUAAGUGGCGUUUAAGUCCCCUGACCAUUGUGUCUUGGCUGAAUGUGUACAUGCAGGUUGCAUAUCUGAAUGACUUAUAUGAAGUGCUACGGCCGCAGUAUCCCCAGCACAUCUUCAUACAGAUUGCAGAGCUUUUAGAUGUCUGUGUCCUGGAUGUUGGCUGCUUAGAAUUUUCUUAUGGUGUACUUGCUGCUUCUGCCUUGUAUCAUUUCUCUUCAUCUGAAUUGAUGCAAAAGGUUUCAGGGUAUCAGUGGUGCGAUAUAGAGAACUGUGUCAAGUGGAUGGUUCCCUUUGCCAUGGUUAUAAGGGAGACAGGGAGCUCAAAACUGAAGCACUUCAGGGGGGUUGCUGCUGAAGAUGCACACAACAUACAGACCCAUAUAAACAGCUUGGAUUUGCUGGACAAAGCCCAAGCAAAGAAAGCCAUAUUGUCUGAACAAAAUAGGAUUUCUCCUCCCCCUACUGGGGUCCUCACCCCUCCACCAAGCAGUAAGAAGCAGAGCAGUGAGCAGGGAACAGUGUGACCACAUCAGCAUUCUCCACCAAAGACAGUUGUGCAGAAGCACCUGUUCAAAGUUCUCUUCUGUCUACUGCAGCGGAGGCAUGCAUUAGCUUUUACAGAUAUUUAAAUGGAAGAGUGUAUCUCUUUCACAAGAGAAGUAUUUCCGUGGAUGGCAUUGGACAGGGAGAAGUGUUUUUUUGUUGAACGCUUAGAUUUUUUUAAUAAGUGGGUCAAGUACACCAGCCACCUCCAGAACACCAAUGAGUGCUCCAGAUGCUGCUAAGGAGGGUGAUACUUGACUUGAUUGACUUCACACAAAUAACAAAGGCUUGAAGUUGAGGAGUUCCACUGUUGCUGUUGGUCUCCCCUCGGGUGUCUGGGUUGCAUCGUAUGAAGGGGAACAGGUGGUUGUGAGCAUGCAUUAUGAUGCAGAGCACACAACCAGCUGGGCUGGGGCCUGCCCUUUCCACACUUAUCAGUUGAUAAUGUACAAUGCCUUUUAUGAACUCUUGUAAGUGCUGCUAUGUCUGUCUGUUUUUUAAUAAAGAUAAUACUGUCUUUGAGACAGCUGGUUUUA
Messenger RNA from Galeopterus variegatus (Sunda flying lemur), 1902 nucleotides. It is a transcript of the gene CCNE1, whose product is annotated as cyclin E1. The coding region runs from base 112 to 1347 and encodes 411 amino acids. Lineage: Eukaryota; Metazoa; Chordata; Mammalia; Dermoptera; Cynocephalidae. The record is from RefSeq and is a predicted model, not a curated record. The transcript has 12 exons. Gene Ontology annotation, molecular function: cyclin-dependent protein serine/threonine kinase regulator activity. Gene Ontology annotation, cellular component: centrosome; cyclin E1-CDK2 complex; nucleus. Gene Ontology annotation, biological process: G1/S transition of mitotic cell cycle; regulation of cyclin-dependent protein serine/threonine kinase activity.